Molecule: messenger RNA, 414 nt
Organism: Brassica oleracea var. oleracea
Lineage: Eukaryota; Viridiplantae; Streptophyta; Magnoliopsida; Brassicales; Brassicaceae
Product: prostatic spermine-binding protein-like
Exons: 1
Coding region: 1-414 (137 amino acids)
Source: RefSeq, a predicted model, not a curated record
AUGGAUUCUGGAAAGAUCUUUGGAUCCGAUGAGGAUUCUCGCAGCUGUGGUGAAUCUGGAUGGACAAAGUAUUUAGUCUCAACCCAUGAUCAUGACUAUGAUAAUUACUCUGAUGAUGGAGAUAGCAGUGGUGGUGAUUCAAUGGAUUCUGACGCAUCUUCUGGUCCAGUGAAAGCAACACCAUGUCUCAAGCUUCCUCAAGAGACUACGGAGCCAAACUGUUUGAAGAAAAAGAAGGCUACCGAAGAGAAGGUUUUGGUGGAGACUAGGGUUCACAACGACAAUGAUGAUGAUGGUGACAACCAUGAUUAUGAUGAUGGUGACAAUCCUGAUUAUGAUGAUGGUGACAAUCAUGAUUAUGAUGAUGGUAAUGAUAGUCACAGUGCAGUUCAUAGUUACGUUGGUUCGGUUUGA